Molecule: messenger RNA, 1049 nt
Organism: Zophobas morio
Lineage: Eukaryota; Metazoa; Arthropoda; Insecta; Coleoptera; Tenebrionidae
Exons: 10
Coding region: 1-1044 (347 amino acids)
Biological process (GO): mitotic spindle organization
Cellular component (GO): nucleus; protein phosphatase type 2A complex; cytoplasm
Molecular function (GO): protein tyrosine phosphatase activator activity; peptidyl-prolyl cis-trans isomerase activity
Source: RefSeq, a predicted model, not a curated record
AUGGCUAUAUUUGUUAAACCACAACGUGAAGUGUUUACAGAAGAGGACUUGAAGUACUUUCAAAAAUCCAACUGUCACAAGGAAUUUUCUAAAUUUGUAGAAUCACUUAGUUGGAGCGUAAAAGACAAAAGAAUUACGGAAGUUAUUUCUGAAUCUCAGUUAAUCCAAAAACUUGUUCAAAUUCUUAUUGAACUCGAGAGUCUUGUUAGUUGCUUUCCUCCAAAAGAAAUGACUACCCGUUAUGGUAAUCCUGUUUUUAAGGAUUGGCAUAGUGAAGUAAAAAAGAGGCAUCACGGUUGGCUUGAAGCUAUUCUUCCUUCACCCGAUGCCGUUAUAGAAUUUUCGGAAUAUUUUCUUAAUUCCUGGGGUAACCCGUUACGAAUGGACUACGGGACUGGCCAUGAAGCUAAUUUUAUCGCUUUUUUGUUUUGUUUUUACAAACUCAAACUUAUUACCGAGGAAGAUUUUACUGCGGUAGUUCUACGAGUGUUUAUCAAAUAUAUAAAAUUAAUGUUUCUUCUCCAACAAACUUAUUGGUUGGAACCUGCCGGAUCCCAUGGCGUGUGGGGCUUGGACGACUACCAUUUUCUGCCUUUCUACUUUGGAGCCGCGCAGUUAAUAAAUCAUAAAUAUCUUCGACCGAAAAGUAUACAUUCCGCUGAUUAUAUUGAACAGUUCUCUUCUGAUUACAUAUAUUUUCAGUGUAUCGAAAACAUUAAUAAGGUGAAAACGGAAUCUCUUCAUUGGCACUCUCCGCUGCUUAACGAUAUAAGCGGCGUGAAGACUUGGGCUAAAGUACAUUCCGGUCUUCUAAAAAUGUACAAAGCCGAAGUUCUUGGUAAGCUCCCUAUUAUGCAGCACUUUUUGUUUGGAUCGCUUCUCAAAUUUCAUUCACCUUCGCCACGCACUUUGUCUCAAGAAGAGAAAGAAAGCAUUAUCAACCAAGAACAUCACCAUUCAUGCUGUGUUUCCCAUGUUCCCUCCUCUGCAGCUGUUAAGGCCGCUAACCAACGAGUGCGUUCUAAUUAUAUCCCAUUUGAUUGAAUUUU